AUUUGGAACUAAAUGGAAAAUAUCCCUCCUUCCUUCACCAGCUGCCAAUCAAUUCUUCAGAUAAGCUUUCCUCUGAGAGACAGAGAGAGAUGGCAGAAGUUGGGCAUUUGGUAUCAGGAAGAAGCAUCAAAAGCAUUGGAAGCUGCCAUCCAACGGUCAGAAGAUCCCACAAUCUGCUGUCGUUUAAUUCAAAAACCAUUGCUUUUUCAAGGAAGAAAGACUUUUCACUCACAACAAAAAAAGGAAGCAAAACGCCACGUCGUUUGAUAACAAUAUCAACAGGAGAUGGGAGAUGGCAUGGAAAAUGGAAUUCUCAAUACUUGCUCUCUCUUCAAGACCUACACUUGCAAGAUUUGAUCGAAGAUGAUGAACAAAAAGAUGCUGACGUUUCUAUCAAUCUUUCUGUCCAAAAGCAUGCGAGCUUUGGGUUCUCAGUGGAUGGAAGGAUCAUCACAUUCUUCACAAGAAAAUGUAGCAUCUGCUCUUCUCCAUACAACAGAGAGAUUGAUACCAACUUCAAUGUCUGGAUUUUGCCUUCUAAUAGACAAAAAGAUGAUAUAACACUGCCAGAAAUUGGAGGCGACGACCCAUCUGUUAUCUAUGUGAAGCCUGGGUAUGAAGCUAACCUUGAUUCAUUAAUACAAGACACCAUCAGGCUUACCACUUCUGUCAAAGAUACAUGCUCAGAGGCCUGUGACAGAUCUGAGCCAACAUUACAAUUUGGCACAGAAAUUGGAGGACAAAAUACAGCUUCUGUGGAUAAGAGGUGGUCCAGACUCUUAGAGCUGAAGCACAAAUCUUGGCCUUUGUGAGAAUCCCACUUGUAUUUUGUUGUGUAUAUAUAAUUAUAUGUUUUUCCUUUGUUUUUGGUUUUACUUUUUUUUUUUCUUUUAACAUGCAAGAAAAUGCAUAUUGCUAAUCUCAAUUCAAAACAAAUAAUUCGUACUGA
Molecule: messenger RNA, 949 nt
Organism: Manihot esculenta (cassava)
Lineage: Eukaryota; Viridiplantae; Streptophyta; Magnoliopsida; Malpighiales; Euphorbiaceae
Product: large ribosomal RNA subunit accumulation protein YCED homolog 2, chloroplastic
Exons: 7
Coding region: 90-812 (240 amino acids)
Source: RefSeq, a predicted model, not a curated record